Messenger RNA from Cylas formicarius (sweet potato weevil), 1418 nucleotides. RefSeq lists its product as uncharacterized. Gene Ontology annotation, molecular function: protein phosphatase regulator activity. The coding region runs from base 426 to 1418 and encodes 330 amino acids. Gene Ontology annotation, cellular component: protein phosphatase type 1 complex; endoplasmic reticulum. The transcript has 2 exons. The record is from RefSeq and is a predicted model, not a curated record. Gene Ontology annotation, biological process: response to endoplasmic reticulum stress. NCBI's taxonomy places the organism in Eukaryota, Metazoa, Arthropoda, Insecta, Coleoptera, Brentidae.
CAUGUUCCUUAAAAAUAGCGACGCUGUCGCGAUUCUCGGAAAUUCUCGGAUUCAUUCGGAGAAACCGACUCCCCUCUCACACGCGACUACGCGAUUGGUAAAAUUCCGUUUAAUUCUCAGUUAAAAACAAAAUGGCAGUGUAUUGAACGUGAAUGUUGUUUUCUUGCGAGUAAUUCGUCAAAAUGGCCAAUUUUAUUUUUACUGACAUAUCAAGUGCGGACGAGAGUAAAAUUAGUGUUCCGUUUACAACAAUAUACCGCGUGAAACAGGACAUUGUCAAGAAGAAACCCAUUUUACUGUGGACACGCCAAGGACGCGAUUGUUGUUCGACACAUUGGAAACGGCACGUCCUCCACAAAUCACGUUUCACAAGAGACUGCAUUAGACAUUGUUGUUAUUAACAAUCGAGAAACAAAUUGUGUAAAAUGUGGUCGCACACUUUGUUGCCCUCGGGCAACGCUUUUUUGCCCUUUAAAUCGCAUCAGAAGCGUGGUUUCAGCAUGAUACCACAAAUGAUACCGAUUAUUCCCGCGAAAGAAUUGAAGAAUUCCAAUUUCGUCAACAAUGUUGUCAAUUCUAUUGACACAUUAGCUAAGAAGUCAAAUUGUUCGCAAAUAAUCACUUCAAUUAAAGAGAAGUGCCCUGAAAUCAUUUCGUGUGGUGACCCCCAACAGACUGGUAGCCCUAGCAUAAAGAAAAUGAGGAAAGAAAAAUCAUGCAGGUUAAAAGAACCUCGUAAAAAUUCCAAACAAAACCAAACCAAGCAACAAUUACAGGAAAUGUUAGCACUAGAUUUUGACGGGGUGAAGUCAGAGGUUAAUUGUAGCCCCAAAAGGCGUACCUUCACCCUUAAGGACUUUAUUGUAAGUCAGCCACCUGGUAAAAGUACUAAAAUUGAGAUACCUUUUGUAAAUAAAGCUGAAAUGGUGCUGACCAUAACCAAAUCCCCUCCAUGCAGUCAAAGGCAGCUGUCAGAGUCUGAGAGCGAUGACAAUUUUAUUGUUGAGAAUGAAGAUUCACAAAAACCAAGGUGUUGGAGGCAAAGGCAAGUUUCUUUUUGCGAGAGUGAGGACAGUUUUAUCAUUUUUGAUAGAGAGGAUGCUGUAUCUGAAUCAAGCUGUGAUAUCGAUGAAGAAAGUAGUAGUGAAGAUGAUAGCAGUGGAGAUGAAUCGUCCUAUUCAAUUGUUGAACCCAAAAAGGUUAGGUUUGCAUCAGACGAUAAACUAUGUGACGUGCAUCCCAUGAUAAAAUGGUCCUACGCUUAUCAGGCAGCGCGAAAAGGUCCCUGGGAGCAACAUGCCAGGGACCGGUCUCGAUUUAACGACCGGGUUUUGAGAGUGGAGCAACAGAUCAAACAUGUCUUCAAUCCCAAACACAGAGAAAACAUAUACAAGGAAAGGUUUAAGGAACUCUUGUAA